Ostreobium quekettii is the source of this 382-nucleotide messenger RNA. Lineage: Eukaryota; Viridiplantae; Chlorophyta; Ulvophyceae; Bryopsidales; Ostreobiaceae. The record is from the annotation of a GenBank genome assembly.
AUGGAUUGCGCCAGGCUCCUGCGGCGGUGCCACUCGCUGUCCAUGCCAUUGACAGACGCGCUGGCCGGCAUUCCCGAUGCCGGCGCCGCGGAUGAGCCCUCCCCCUGGCGCAGGCACUCCGGAUUUGCUGGGGGGGAUGCAGGCCACGGGCUGUACUGCCUGGCGCGAGUGGACGAGAGCACGGGCGCGCCGCUGCGCCUGGCGACGGACAAGGAGGCCGAGGAGCUGGGUCGGCUGCUUGAGCUGUCGGGGAACAGCCACUUGCUGACGUGCGAAGCGCCGGGAGGCUGCAGGCUGUCGGGCGCCAGGGGCGGGAGCCUGUGCGGCCGCGGCAGCUGCGGCUGGAGGGGCGGGGGGCCAUGCGACCACUGCGGAGCCACCG